Messenger RNA from Rosa chinensis, 516 nucleotides. RefSeq lists its product as uncharacterized. The transcript has a single exon. Bases 1 to 516 code for a protein of 171 amino acids. The record is from RefSeq and is a predicted model, not a curated record. NCBI's taxonomy places the organism in Eukaryota, Viridiplantae, Streptophyta, Magnoliopsida, Rosales, Rosaceae.
AUGAGGCAGAGCAAAGCAACUAGGCAAAGCAAGUUGAUGCGCUUUAUUUCUUCACCCAUUAGGACUCUAACCAAGGCCAAGAACUUCUACAUGAGGAGUUUAGAAGAUUGUGCUGCCAAGGUGGGUUACGGCGGCGGCGUGGGUGGUUACACUGCUUCACAAGUUCCACAGUUGCCAAGGAGCUUCAGCGUCAACUCCUCCAGUUCGAACGAUGAUGAGGAUUUGAGGCAGCUUCUAAGAACGGCAUCGUCAAAGAAGAACAACGAUGCAGAGAAAGGGGACAAUAAGGCAGCAGGUUCAGAUAUGAACCGAAGAGGAAGACCAAAUGUUAGUAUUAAACAACCGACAAUGAAUAAUGGGAUGGGGAUGAGGAGUUAUAGUGUUGGAUUGAAGAUGGGAAGGAUUGAUGAGGAAAGGGCUUCGACUUUUGAGGAAGAUGAAGUCGAAAUGAAGGCGGAUUUUUAUACAAGAAGCAGAAGUUAUGCUGUUAACAAGAGAUUUGCUGGAUUUGUGUAG